Fopius arisanus is the source of this 2574-nucleotide messenger RNA. RefSeq names its product general transcription and DNA repair factor IIH helicase subunit Xpd (gene Xpd). Gene Ontology annotation, cellular component: nucleus. NCBI's taxonomy places the organism in Eukaryota, Metazoa, Arthropoda, Insecta, Hymenoptera, Braconidae. The coding region runs from base 280 to 2559 and encodes 759 amino acids. Gene Ontology annotation, molecular function: ATP binding; hydrolase activity, acting on acid anhydrides, in phosphorus-containing anhydrides; DNA helicase activity. The transcript is spliced from 3 exons. The record is from RefSeq and is a predicted model, not a curated record. Gene Ontology annotation, biological process: transcription by RNA polymerase II; nucleotide-excision repair; positive regulation of mitotic recombination.
CAUUACGAUUUACUUGUUACGCAGUCGGUUGUGUACAUUGACAUUUUUAAAUUGUUUUUCCGCUUUUCGGGAGCCCAGGAAAAUUUUUCGGCUUUGCCACCGAAAUUUUUUGCGGGUGAAGCUUGACACAUUUUUGGGGCAGUCGUCAUUACGCUGUUCGUUAAUUACGGAAGGAUGAAUCCGGCAUAACCUUCAUUUGGCGCUAAUCAUAAUAGAAAUCAAUUUGUUCAAUUGUUGUUUAAAUUAGGAUUCCUGGUGCAGCACGAGUUUAUCAACGAAAUGAAGAUCACUGUCGAUGGAUUGAUCGUGUACUUCCCAUAUGAUUACAUUUAUCCAGAGCAAUAUGCCUAUAUGUUAGAGCUAAAGAAAGGUCUGGAUGCCAGGGGCCACUGUCUCCUGGAAAUGCCCUCAGGGACAGGCAAAACUGUGACUCUGCUCUCCCUGAUUGUAGCCUACAUGUUGGCGAAUCCCCUGUCAGUGACAAAAUUGAUAUACUGCUCUCGUACAGUCCCUGAGAUUGAAAAGGUCAUCGAAGAACUGAAGACACUGAUGGAUUAUUACGAGAAGGAGACGAAGAGCCGACCCAAGAUGGUCGGUGUGGUGCUGUCCUCGCGUAAAAAUAUGUGCAUCCAUCCAGAGGUGAGCAGAGAACGAGAAGGAAAAAUAGUGGAUGGUCGCUGUCACUCUUUAACUGCCUCGUACGUUAGAGCCCGUCAUAAUUACGACGACACCACACCAAUUUGCAACUACUUCGAGGGCUUUGACAUGGAGGGACGAGAGCGUAUGAUGCCUCCAGGUAUUUACUCGAUCGAUGAUCUGAGGGACUACGGCCGAGACCGCAACUGGUGUCCAUAUUUUCUCACUCGUUUCACAAUUCUCCACGCCCAGAUAAUCGUCUACAGUUACCAUUAUCUCCUGGACCCGAAGAUAGCUGAUGUUGUCUCGAAAGAGCUCACGAAGAGUUCAGUAGUUGUCUUUGACGAGGCGCACAACAUCGACAACGUCUGCAUCGACUCCAUGAGUGUGAAAAUCAAUCGUCGAACAAUGGAUAAGUGUGCAGCUAACAUUCAACUCCUGGAGAAGACAGUGGCAGAGAUGAGGAACGAGGACGCCAACAAAUUGAAAGAGGAGUACCAGCGACUGGUGGAGGGCUUGAGGGAUGCGCACGUUGCGAGAGAGACAGACGUGAUCCUGGCGAAUCCAAUUCUGCCCGAUGAGGUCCUGGAGGAGGUAAUCCCAGGGAAUAUAAGGAAUGCAGAGCAUUUCGUGAGUUUUCUCAAACGUUUUGUAGAAUACCUCAAAACAAGACUGAGAGUCCAACACGUGGUGCAGGAGUCCCCCUCAAUCUUCCUCCACGAUAUCCAAACGAAGGUCUGCAUCGAGAGAAAACCAUUGAGAUUUUGUGCUGAACGACUGGCCUCGUUGCUGAGGACCAUGGAGAUCACAGACUUGACUGACUUUUCUCCUCUUAUUCUCGUCACUCAUCUGGCGACUUUAGUGUCGACUUACACCAGUGGAUUUACCAUAAUCGUCGAGCCUUUUGAUGACAAAACGCCUACCGUGCUGAACCCUAUCCUCCAUUUCAGCUGUAUGGACUCGUCAAUCGCCAUGAAACCAAUUUUCGAUAGGUUUCAAUCUGUAAUUAUCACCUCAGGAACAUUAUCCCCCCUGGACAUGUACCCGAAGAUCUUGAAUUUUCAUCCUGUCAUCAUGUCGUCCUUCACUAUGACUCUGGCUAGACCAUGUCUCCUCCCCAUGAUUGUUGCCAAAGGUAACGACCAGGUGGCAAUCUCCUCGAAAUACGAGACAAGAGACGACGUAGCUGUCAUCAGAAACUAUGGACAGCUGCUGGUAGAGUUCUCAUCGACGGUCCCUGAUGGAAUCGUCUGCUUCUUCACUUCGUACCUGUACAUGGAGUCUGUGAUUGCUGCAUGGUAUGAUCAAGGGGUUGUAGAUCAAUUGCAGAGGCACAAGCUCCUGUUCAUAGAGACCCAGGACUCUGCUGAGACCAGUCUGGCUCUGAUAAAUUAUAUCAAGGCCUGUGAGAAUGGCAGGGGUGCUGUUCUACUGUCUGUCGCCAGAGGAAAAGUUUCGGAGGGUGUUGACUUCGAUCAUCACCUGGGGAGAGCUGUGCUUAUGUUUGGAAUUCCAUACGUCUACACCCAGUCCAGGAUUCUUAAGGCUAGGCUUGAGUACCUCAGGGAUCAGUUUCAAAUACGAGAGAAUGAUUUUCUCACUUUCGAUGCUAUGAGACACGCAGCUCAGUGCGUUGGACGUGCCAUCAGGGGAAAAACUGAUUAUGGAAUAAUGGUUUUUGCUGAUAAGAGGUUCUCCAGGAUUGACAAACGUAGCAAAUUGCCAAAGUGGAUUCAGGAACAUCUCACUGAUAAUCUAUGUAAUCUAUCCACUGAAGAAGCUAUUCAGAUUGCUAAGAGGUGGCUCAGACAAAUGGCACAGCCAUUUAGUCGAGAGGAUCAACUGGGUUUAUCACUUCUCACCAAAGAACAACUUGAGAAAGAGGAGUGCAGGAAAAUCCAAGAGAAAGCUCAACAGAAUUAAUCACCUGGAAUCACC